AUGAAGCGGCCGCAUAUUUUUGUGGAGCUCCAGAAAACCCCUCCUGUGCUCUCCACGCCCGAGGCACAUAUUUUCGAAGAUCCUACGCCUGCUUCUACCGCCCAAAACACUCCUCGGCCGACAGACGACGAAUUAUGGGAGAUUUAUGAGAUCGCGCGGACGGCGCGGGAAGUUAGAGAUGGAGGGUAUAAGAGAGUCGCGUUACAGUUCCCGGACGGCAUGCUGAGAGAUUCACCGAGGGUAUUUGAGGCGCUAGAGGAGGAGCUGAAGAGGUCGCCUGCUACCGUUGCUCCGGCGGGGAAAGUAAGGCAGGAAGAUGAGUUGGUAACGAGUUUCACCCACCUGUCAACGUCUUCGGCCAGGACUGAACAAGCUCGGGAGAAUGGAAUAGAGAAAGGAAGGGAUGGCACAGCUGAGCGAGUCAGAUUUUAUAUCUUGGCAGAUACAUCCUACGGAUCCUGCUGCGUGGACGAAAUCGCCGCCGAGCAUGUCGAGGCAGAUGUGGUCGUUCAUUACGGACGGUCAUGUCUCUCCCCCACUGCACGAUUACCAGUUAUCUACGUCUUCACCAGCCAUCCUCUAGACAUUCCAGACGCUGUUCAAGCCUUCGAAUCCACUUUCUCCUCCAAAGAAGAGAAAGUCGUCCUUAUGGCAGACAUAACAUACAACACGCACAUCCCGACUUUACACACCUCCCUCCUCUCAGCAGGCUACACAAGACUCCUCACACCACCAAUAAUCCACGACCCUUCAUCCCAAAUCCCGAAUCGAGAACUGGAUACCUCAAUAGACCUAAAAGAAUACUCAUUAUUCCACAUCUCCGACCCACCACAAGCAUUACUCCUUACACUCUCCUCGCGAGUCAGGGAAAUGUUCAUCUACCCCACCAGCUCCCCAGCUCCAUCCUCAACCUCCACUCAAAAGACCAUCCAAGCAAACACCGCAAUGACGCUUCGCCGCCGCUACGCCCUCUUAACCCGCCUCUCCACCUGCCCCGUCUUCGGGAUCCUUAUCAACACCCUCUCGGUCGCCAACUACCUAUCCACCAUCACCUCGAUCCGCUCGCUCAUCACCCGAUCCGGGAAAAAGUCCUACACCUUCGUCGUAGGGAAGGUGAACGCGGCCAAGAUUGCUAACUUCAGCGAGAUUGGGGGAUGGGUUGUUGUUGGGUGUUGGGAGAGUAGUCUGAUUGAGGGAAGUGAGUUUUUCAGGCCGGUGAUCACGCCGUUUGAGUUGGGGCUGUGCCUGCAGGGGGAUGGGGAGAGGGUUUGGGAUGGGAGCUGGAGGGGCGAUUUUGGCGGUGUGGAGGAGAUGGUUGGUGCUUCUUCUAGCAAAGUUGGAGUGGACGAAGAGGAGAUGAAGGGAGCGGAAAGAGGGGAUGGGGUUGAGGACGAGGAUUCAGAAGAAGAAUCCGCGCCCCCUGAAUUCGAUCUCCGGACCGGCCGCUACGUCUCUCAUUCCCGACCGAUGCGUACCACCUCUUCUUUGACCUCUCCUCCUGCCUCGCAGGGCCCAGGUCAAUCAGGAGGCAGCACAGAAGCGUCGAAAGUCCUGACGAGGAGGGCGAAAGGGGAUCUGGUAACUGUAAACGGAACGGUGAGUCCCGGUGCCGAGUACCUGCGGAAUCAGAGGACGUGGCAAGGCCUAGGUAGUGAUUUUGCAGAGACGGAGGCAAGUCAGGAGAUUGAGGAGGGGAGGAGCGGUGUUGCGAGGGGGUAUACUGUCGGUGGGGAUGGAGAAAGGAGGUGAACUCUCCGUUAAACAAACAAAAUGAAAACAUCAUCCCAACUUCAAGCACAUUGACGAUGAGAAGUAGGCCCCUGACACUUUGAUGAUGGAUUUGAAGUGAGACUCUAACUGUAUACUUGUUUAUCUCAGAGACU
Messenger RNA from Hyaloscypha bicolor E, 1883 nucleotides. RefSeq names its product diphthamide biosynthesis protein. The transcript has 2 exons. Bases 1 to 1749 code for a protein of 582 amino acids. The record is from RefSeq and is a predicted model, not a curated record. Gene Ontology annotation, biological process: protein histidyl modification to diphthamide. NCBI's taxonomy places the organism in Eukaryota, Fungi, Ascomycota, Leotiomycetes, Helotiales, Hyaloscyphaceae. Gene Ontology annotation, molecular function: 2-(3-amino-3-carboxypropyl)histidine synthase activity.